AUGAACGACGGUACAGACUCCCCCUCCUCUUCGGGGGCUCCUCGAACGGAAAAGAAGAGACGGCCCAUCUACGCUUGUCUUCCGUGUCACAAGCGGAGAGUCAAGGCAAGUACUUUGAUAGCCCCUCCGCCGUCUUGUUCGCUUCUUGAAGAAGCCGAGGGCUACCUUGUGACAUCAUUUGAAGAGACAGAACUGACUCGUCUGCUUGUCCAGUGCGAUCACCUUAAGCCAUGUACACCCUGCUGUCUCCGGGGAACGCCUUCGCAGUGUGAAUUUACCGAGGAAGGAAGCAGUGCACAUAUGCUGCAGUCAGAUCUCAUCAAGAGUCUCACGGAAGAAUGCGCAUACUUGGAAAGCCGGUUGGCCGAGCUGGAGUCAUUACAGCAGCACUCGCCUGAGAAGGGGUAUAUACCUGCCGAGGAAUCUGACAGCUCGCACUCGCUCGCAUAUAUGGCACGCAGGGCUGGUGUUUCUGGAUACCUCGCUCUAGAAAUGGCCCUUUACGAUGAAGCCGGCGGUUACUCUCUUAAAGACACGAAUGGUGUCCCAGUGGCUGUGGCCGCAGAUUCCCUGUGUCCGGAGUUGGAUAACUGCUUCGCCGAAGCGGACGCCAUAUAUGCAUCUAAGGUUUUUGUCGAUCUAGAAAAACUGCCUGUUUCUGAGUAA
Molecule: messenger RNA, 666 nt
Organism: Aspergillus bombycis
Lineage: Eukaryota; Fungi; Ascomycota; Eurotiomycetes; Eurotiales; Aspergillaceae
Exons: 3
Coding region: 1-666 (221 amino acids)
Biological process (GO): regulation of DNA-templated transcription
Molecular function (GO): DNA-binding transcription factor activity, RNA polymerase II-specific; zinc ion binding
Source: RefSeq, a predicted model, not a curated record